Molecule: messenger RNA, 3768 nt
Organism: Mirounga angustirostris (Northern elephant seal)
Lineage: Eukaryota; Metazoa; Chordata; Mammalia; Carnivora; Phocidae
Gene: LONP1
Product: lon peptidase 1, mitochondrial
Exons: 14
Coding region: 37-2370 (777 amino acids)
Biological process (GO): protein quality control for misfolded or incompletely synthesized proteins; protein catabolic process; chaperone-mediated protein complex assembly
Cellular component (GO): mitochondrial matrix
Molecular function (GO): serine-type endopeptidase activity; ATP-dependent peptidase activity; single-stranded DNA binding
Source: RefSeq, a predicted model, not a curated record
GACGCAAGUUCUGUGCGUCCCCAGGAUGGCCGGGCUAUGGCGGCGGGCACAGGCUACGUGCGGCUGUGGGGCGCUGCGCGAUGUUGGGCGCUGCGGCGGCCACUGUUGGCCCCCGCCGGGGGGCGGGGUCCGACUGCCGCCGGAGUGUGGUUACCCAGAGGCCGGCGGGCCUGCGACGCCUCGCCUCCCUGGGCGCUGUGGGGCCGAGGCCCCGUGGCCGCGGGCCAGUGGCGGGGACUUUGGGAGGCGAACAGCCGCGGCGGCGGUGGCGCAUUCUCCGGCGGCGAGGAUGCCUCCGAGGGCGGCGCGGAGGAUGGAGCCGCGGGCUCGGGGGCCAGCGCGGGGGGCGGGGAAGGCCCGAUCAUAACGGCGCUGACUCCUAUGACGAUUCCAGAGGUAUUCCCGCACUUGCCGCUCAUCGCCGUCACCCGCAACCCGGUGUUUCCGCGCUUCAUCAAGAUUAUCGAGGUUAAAAAUAAGAAGUUGGUUGAGCUGCUGAGAAGGAAAGUCCGUCUUGCCCAGCCAUACGCCGGUGUCUUUCUGAAGAGGGAUGACAACAAUGAGUCUGACGUGGUUGAGAGUCUGGAUGAGGUCUACCACACGGGGACGUUUGUCCAGAUCCACGAGAUGCAAGACCUUGGGGACAAGCUGCGCAUGAUCGUCAUGGGACACAGAAGGAUUCACAUCCACAGACAGCUGGAGGUGGAGCCCGAGGAGGCUGAAGCCGAAAACAAGCAGAAUCCCCGCAGGAAGACGAAGCGGGGCAAGAAGGCGGAGGAGGAGCUGAGCGGUGGGCACCACGUAGAGGUGAUGACAGAACUUUCUUCGGGGCCCCCCAGCGAGGUGCUCAUGGUGGAGGUGGAGAAUGUUGUCCACGAGGACUUCCAGGUCACGGAAGAAGUGAAAGCCCUGACCGCUGAGAUUGUGAAGACCAUCCGGGACAUCAUUGCCUUGAACCCGCUCUACAGAGAGUCUGUGCUGCAGAUGAUGCAGGCCGGCCAGAGGGUGGUAGACAACCCCAUCUACUUGAGCGACAUGGGCGCUGCGCUGACCGGAGCUGAGUCCCACGAGCUGCAGGACGUCCUGGAGGAGACCAACAUUCCCAAGCGACUGUACAAGGCCCUCUCCCUCCUCAAGAAGGAGUUUGAGCUCAGCAAGCUGCAGCAGCGCCUGGGGCGCGAGGUGGAGGAGAAGAUCAAGCAGACGCACCGCAAGUACCUCCUGCAGGAGCAGCUGAAGAUCAUCAAGAAGGAGCUGGGCCUGGAGAAGGAGGACAAGGACGCCAUUGAGGAGAAGUUCCGCGAGCGGCUCAAGGAGCUCGUGGUCCCCAAGCACGUCAUGGACGUAGUGGAUGAGGAGCUGAGCAAGCUGGGCCUGCUGGACAACCACUCCUCCGAGUUCAAUGUCACUCGUAACUAUCUGGAUUGGCUGACGUCCAUCCCGUGGGGCAAGUACAGCGAUGAGAAUCUGGACUUGGCCCGGGCCCAGGCGGUGCUGGAGGAGGACCACUAUGGGAUGGAGGAUGUCAAGAAGCGCAUCCUGGAGUUCAUCGCUGUCAGCCAGCUCCGAGGCUCCACCCAGGGCAAGAUCCUCUGCUUCUACGGCCCCCCUGGCGUGGGCAAGACCAGCAUCGCCCGCUCCAUCGCCCGCGCCCUGAACCGCGAGUACUUCCGCUUCAGCGUCGGGGGCAUGACGGACGUGGCUGAGAUCAAAGGGCACAGGAGGACGUACGUGGGUGCUAUGCCAGGAAAGAUCAUCCAAUGCCUGAAGAAAACCAAGACGGAGAACCCUCUGAUCCUGAUAGAUGAGGUGGACAAGAUAGGCCGGGGCUACCAGGGGGACCCCUCGUCAGCACUGCUUGAGCUGCUGGACCCCGAGCAGAAUGCCAACUUUCUGGAUCACUACCUGGACGUGCCCGUGGACCUGUCCAAGGUGCUGUUCAUCUGCACGGCCAAUGUCACUGAGACCAUCCCAGAGCCGCUGAGGGACCGGAUGGAGAUGAUCAACGUGUCUGGCUACGUGGCCCAGGAGAAGCUCGCCAUCGCAGAGUUCAUUAUAGAGGAUCCAACCGGGGAACAGCUGGAACAGCCGCGUCAAGCCCGGCAGGGGCAGGGGCAGGGGCUUCUGGGCGGUCCUUGGGCACCCCCCUCCCAGCGCCUCCCGGCGGGUCCGCAUUCUCCUAGCUCCUCGGCCCAGGGUGUUUAUCGAGGCUUCAUUCUGUGUGCAUCGUUGAGUAAAUCAUUAGCCACCGUGACUGUCCCUCCAGCCCUCUCCUCUCCCUGGGGGUCGGGGCGAGGCCCUCAGACCCCCGCCCCAGGAGCCACCUCGCUGGCCCAGGCUCAGGUGUGGUGCCAAGGGGCUGUAUCGUAGGUCCCAGCAGCUGGCCCACUCACCCUGCCACUUGAAAACUCCAGGGUCUCGGGAGCUCGGGGGCCAGAGACCCACCCAGUACAGAUUUCUUCUACCCCACUCUCCCGGGCCCCGGCACAGGAACAAGGGGGAAAGAGCACAGUCUCUCCUGGGUGUUCCAGGCACGGGUAGCUGGUGCUCCGCUGGGGACUGUGCGUUCGGCCCUGAUAGUCCUCUCCGCCGUCAGUGCGCUGCUCCCUGUCCCCAGCACACCUGUCCCAGGGCCGGCACCCCUGCCGCCCGUCUUCCCACCAGCCGUGCGUCCUUGAGCUCUGUGACGGAACGAGUGUCCUAGGCCGAGGCUCACCCGGGAUUCAGGUCUCUGUGCAUUUCCUGGACGUUAUUGGUCUCCCCAGGCCGGGGGCUGGAUUCCUAUCCUGAAGAACGUUAAGCGGAGCAGAGAGCCAGAUUUCCUUCCAGAGAAAAGGGAAACUGUUUCUGACCCAGUGUUUCUAACUGGAAAGAGGUUGCGCACGUUUCUCCCUGAGCCCAUUGCAGCCUAUGGGUGCUGGGCCCCAGCCCUCGGGGCCUGACACCAGCCUCCUGUCUCCUGGGGUGGGAGGGGAGCCAGAGGAGCUCUUGGCUGAGGUAGUUACAGGGGUCCUGGGGCCUCCCCACCCGGCCAAGGAGGGGCAGGCUUGGGACCUGGGCAGGGGACUGCUUUUAAACCUUUAAAGGGAUGAUAAGAGAACAUGGACUCCCAGAGGCUUCGGGGCCACCCAUGUCGGUCAACAAACGUAUUGACGUGUAUGGUUGUGUCCCUCAUGUCUCAGCUGCUUUCUACCCCCCAGUUGGUGCUCAGGUCUGUCUGUCCCAGGACUGCUGUGUGGCAGGAGUCGGGCUGGGCUGUGGGGGACCUUGGGGCCUCUUGACCUCCACAUUCCUGUCUGCUCGGGGUGACAGCCGGUCAGUGUGAGUGGGGGGAGCCCAGGGAUCAGGGGAGACCUUCCUGGAGGAGUGGCAUCUCAGCUGACAUUUGGAGGAAGGGCAGGAAUGGAACCUGGGCAGAGGAUGCGGCAGGAGCAGGGGCCUGGGAGCUUCUGGAGGUGGUGGGCUGGGCAUCUGCGGGCUCACCGUGGGGUCCUGGCGCCCACCAUGCGCUCUGCCCAUACUCCCUCCUCCUCGCCUUGCUGGCUCCUUAUUCUCGGGUCAUCGCUUUGCUGUCACCUCCUGGGGCGGCCUUCCGCGAGCUCUCCCUGCUCCCCCCCCUCCCAGCACCCCCCCCCCCCCCCCGGGAUGAGAGCUUGUGCAGGCUGGUGCUGGGCCCGUCUCCAUCAUCUCUAGCCGGCCAGGGGUCUUGGGAAGGCUCAGUGGUGAGUGGGGGCCACAGGAGAGGCGCCGGUUCUUGACCCUGAGGCC